Molecule: messenger RNA, 3133 nt
Organism: Rhinolophus ferrumequinum (greater horseshoe bat)
Lineage: Eukaryota; Metazoa; Chordata; Mammalia; Chiroptera; Rhinolophidae
Gene: VSTM2A
Product: V-set and transmembrane domain containing 2A
Exons: 5
Coding region: 433-1140 (235 amino acids)
Source: RefSeq, a predicted model, not a curated record
CCAUUAGAGGGAAAAGUUGCGGCGCGGCGAGCCCGGCGAAGUCCUCCGCCCGCCCCCUGGCCCACUCCCCACUUCCCGAGCCGGCGCGGCGUGGAGGGAGGGCAGUGAUCACGCAAGCUCGAGCAGCGGCUGACGUGGGCCGAGCUGCCAGGUAGCGGAACGCAGGCAGCGAGGCGGCGGACACACUCCCCAGCGUCGCAAGCCCGGGUCUGGACUCCCAGGCUCCCCGAACCCCAGCCAGCUGGCUUUAGCCUUUGAGAAUUGCACCCCCUUCUCCCCAAAGCCAGUCCUCGCCGAGCGAGCAGCAGGAUGUUUGCAGAGUCGCGCCCGGGGCUCUGAGACACAGCCUCCUGACACGUUUGCAUUCCUUUCUUUUAGGGCUUUUUGGCGGUCGGCUAUACUGAUGUGACCCCUCUCCCUUUUUUUGGAACGAUGGGGAUCUUUUUGGCGUAUGUCGGAUUUGUUUUCUUCUCCGUUUUAUAUGUACAGCAAGGGCUUUCUUCUCAAGCAAAAUUUACCGAGUUUCCGCGGAACGUGACCGCGACCGAGGGGCAGAAUGUGGAAAUGUCCUGUGCGUUCCAGAGCGGCUCCGCCUCAGUGUACCUGGAGAUUCAGUGGUGGUUCUUGCGGGGGCCCGAGGACCUGGAGCCUGGGGCCGAGGUGGCCGGUGCACAGGUGGAGCUCGUGCCCGAUCGAGACCCGGACAACGACGGGACCAAGAUCAGUACAGUGAAAGUGCAAGGCAACGACAUCUCUCACAAGCUGCAGAUUUCCAAAGUGAGGAAGAAGGACGAAGGCUUGUACGAGUGCAGGGUCACCGACGCCAAUUACGGAGAGCUUCAAGAACACAAGGCUCAGGCCUACCUGAAAGUCAACGCCAACGGCCACGCUCGGAGGAUGCAGGCCUUCGAAGCCUCCCCCAUGUGGCUGCAGGAUGUGAAGCCUCGGAAGAAUGUCUCCGUGGCCGUCCCCAGCAGCAUCCACAGCUCUGCCAACCAGCGGAUGCGCGCCACCUCCAGCCCUCAAGCGGUAGCCAAAAUCCCCAAACAAAGUCCGCAAUCAGGUGCGAGGAUAGCUACAAGCCAUGGACUUUCUGUCCUGCUUCUUGUUUGUGGCUUUGUGAAGGGUGCUUUGCUUUAAUCUAAAGUGCUGACUUUUUUCCAAUAUCACUUUCUCUUCUUAAAGCAAAGAGCAAAUCGCCUGUAAAAUCUACGGAGCGGACAGCAAACUUGACCCUAAACUCCAAGCACCACUCUGCACCCACUGUACUCUAGUUACCUACCCAACGAGCGCCUGCUUCCGGAAGCAUAAACGAAGAGGCUGUCACACGCUUUGUUCAUAACAUUUUCUUGGGCAAAUCACUGGUCUUUCCUUUCAAGAGAAUUAGUGUGAAGUGCUAGGACAUUUUCUAACAGCAAGACCUAUUGUUUUCCUUUUCUUUCGGCUACUUAAAGCACCAUCUCACUGACUGCUCAGGGGUUGGCCUGACCGUCAUGGGGAUAGUAAAUAUUUACUACGGAUACUGGAUACCGUGGAUUUCCUACUAAAAGACCCAUUAUCUGCAGGAAGAAAACAGAGCUCAAAAGGCUAUGGAACAGAAACUAUCAUCAAAGGAAGCCCUGGUUUGGGGGCGAGAACAAGAUUAUCAACACUGCAAGGCAACGAGGAGAACAUUGUUUUAAAUAAGAAAUAAAAGAAAGAAUUUUUUUAAUUUUCCUUUUUUUUUUUUUUUUUGCUUGGAUUUUUCUUCUUUUUCUUGAUUCUAGCUCUUAUUCAAUGGUGGCAAAUGCUGAUUAUGGCCAAUCCCUGUCAAUCCUGGGAGGUUUAUAUAAAUACAUUUUGAAUGUUCUAUAUUUCAAUGUAUUUUAAUUCAUUUUGCAAUUCCUGUAUAUGCAAAUGAAACAUUCUGUAAAUUGCUUAUAGUAUGUGUGAUAUAACUUCAAAGUAGGUAGACUAUGACCCUCAUGCAAGCUGGUUUUUUUAUCAUUAUAUAUAUAAAUAUAUACAUAUGAAUAUCUAUUUGUUGGGCCACCAAUCUUUUUUUGACAAAACAUUUGUUUCUGACUUAUGAUUCACAUAUUGUGUGAAAUUUGUAAUGCAUCGUUUUACUUCCACAGGUAUGACAGCUGCAGAUGGUCUCUGUUGGCCUCUGCUUCCUUCUGGAAAAUGCAUAUUCAAAAUUGUAUCCGUCUCUGAUAAAUGAAUUAAUUUUGCUGUGUGUAUGCUGUGUUGGAAUUUGCUAUGUUCCUUUAUAUAUGGUGUUUAUUGAGGUUUGAGGGUCUCUUGACUCUGAAGAACGUACAGUCUCUGGUUUUGACAGUUAUCCCCAUAUUAUAAUCAUUAUUUUGUCAAAAAGCUAUGUUGCUCCUAGAAAACUUGCCUUGGAGGUGAACGUGGGGAAGAUGAAAUGGUGACCAAGAUUCCCUAAAUCCAUGAAAGAAUACUUCUUGCUGUGGCUAAAAGUGUGCUUCCUUUGACCUUUAUGAAUUUCUGUAGCUUUGUCAUUCUGCUAUUUGCUCCUAAUUAUAUUUUAAUGUCUCCUGAUUAAAAAUUCAAAUUUGGUUGUUGGCUAAAUAUAGUAUGCAAAAGAUGACUGCAAAUCUCUGAUUGAAGAGGAUAACGUGUUCAGUUUUCACUAGUUAAGUAAAUUAUAAUUUUAAACAUUCCCUUCUUAUUUUUGGCUGUAUGACAAUUCAGACUAUUUUAUGUAGAACCUAUUUUCUACUCUGGCAAAGAAUGCUAGGCAGAAUUAUUCAUGUGGUCCAUAUACUCUAUGGAAUAGAUACGGGUUGAGAUAGAAAUGACCUAAGUUUCCCUUCCAGAGAGAUUCUUCCAUUUUCUUUCAUAACAAAACCAGAAGAUCAUCUCUGUAGGACCAUCAGCUCCCAGCCUAAGGUCCUGAACUGAAGCUUGAAGGCAAUGAAUACCUCUGCUUUUCAAAGGUAAAUACGUUGGUUUGCUGCAAUUCAGUUAUAAGCAGUGUGCAUAUUUUCAUAAUAUUCUUGACGUUAGCUUGAGAAUUAAUGUUUCAUGCUAAACCUUUUAUUGACAUUUUUCUUGUUCAUUUGGUUUAUGAUUUCAGUCUAAUGAGAACAAUAAAUAAAGGAUUUGAUUGCACUAUUUUAUUAACCUA